CGGCGAUGUUGAUUCCAUUCGUGGCCGUCGUCCGGGAUAGACGUGUUUUAUGAUCCGAUCCGAUUCGAUCCGUGCGUCUCUACUUCGUCGUUGUCGUGGUCGUGUCAGUGACAGUUGCAGGGAAAACGCGCCGUCAACGGAAGUUUUUGCUGUUUCGUCGUUGUCGUCGGACUGACAAGUUGUUGGAGUUACGAAAAUGCAAGGAUAUUCGCAGGUGUGAUUCGGAAAUCAGGUGUCCGGGUAUUGGAUUUAAAAUGACAAGUGUUGCGUUUAAACUAAUCUAGAAAUAAAGUUCGGGUACCUCUCAGCAGGAUUGUUGCUACGAAAAACAAGUUCAAUUGUAUGUAAGAUUAUCUAUACAAACGAAACAUAUUCACUGAAAAGCACUAAUAAGGUUGGGAAUAGUGAUAACAAAAGCUAAGGGAAAAUACAUUUCAACAAAACUUGGAACCAUAAAAUUAAAUAUUGAAAAUAUCGGUUCUUACCUCGAAAGUGGUGCAACGUUUCUAUGAAAUUAUAACUGUUCUUCUUCAAAUUCUAAGGAAUUAUACAAGUGAUCUUUGCUGACUUUUCGGGAUUAUUGUUCAGCGGGCUUUCAUAGCCUGCAGUAAGCUGCCAAAAUUUUUACGGACGGAAACAAGCUGGGUUCCGCUACAGCGGGUCGUGGAAUGUUCUGCUACCAUUGUCCCCCGUCUUUGCAUCCGGCCGGUCCACAUCCCCCGCGGCUUCCGACACUGGAGUAUCCCUUCGCGCCGACGCAUCCUUAUACCAGCUACUCCUAUCAUCCGGCGAUUCACGAUGAAAGUUUCGUCCGACGGAAGCAGCGGAGAAAUAGGACCACUUUCACCCUUCAACAAUUAGAAGAACUGGAAACCGCCUUUGCCCAAACCCACUAUCCGGAUGUUUUCACCCGGGAGGAUCUGGCAAUGAAAAUCAACCUCACCGAGGCCAGAGUUCAGGUUUGGUUCCAGAACCGUAGAGCAAAGUGGCGCAAAGCUGAACGUCUUAAGGAAGAACAGCGAAAACGAUCUGAUGGAUCCGAUCCACAGCUGUUAAAUGAUAAAUUGGACACCGACAGUCGGGAUUCGAGUCCGGACAUUACCGGAGAUCCGGAUGAUGACGACGGGAUGCGAAGUCCCAGUGCGCCACCCAUGAGCCCCCGCAUGGAUUCGGAAACGGACCGACCGCACUCGGGUAGCGGCCAGACGCACUCGAUGACCCGGUCCGGGUCCAAUAGUGCCGGAUCGCCGUCGCCAGGAUUGAAAUACUCGCAUCAAUCGGAUCUCAGCCCGACACACUCGGUCACUGCCGAUUCUCCAACCAUCGAAGUGGGAGGACCGAUUUCACUGACCACCUCUAAUCGGGGCUCCGCAACCAAUGACGAUUCCAAUCCCCUGCCGCCAUCUUCCAGCCACGGUCCUAGCUCCAAUGGCCCAUCCGGAAGCUCGGGAAGCUCGGCCUCGUCGAUGAUAGGCCAUAACGGCUCAUCAGCCGCCGCCAGUUUCAGCAAUCAUCUUUUCGGCAGCUUCAGUGAUAGUAAUGGAGGAUUUCGACCUGUGCUCGACAACGGACAACCACGCACAACGCCUCCCCUAUUCUUACCGCCUCACUUGGCUUCGUUGGGAUCACAGUUUGCUCCCCCCUUGUUCCCGAAUCUUAAAGCUGCCUUCCCAAGUCUGUGUUCAUGCUGUCCGGUAAAAUCUCCGAUCACUAGCGGAUCCUCAACGGUCACUCCUUCGCCGACCUGCACAGCAUCUUCGCACUCGGUAACGGCCAACAACAGCAGCACGUCUUCCCCGAUCACCAUGAGCAGUGCCCUCAGCACAGCAUCCGAUCCUCGGUCAUCUUCCGUUGCGGAACUUCGUCGAAAGGCCCAAGAACAUUCCGCUGCUCUACUGCACUCCCUUCAGGCUGCCGCGGCCGCCGGAUUUUCCUUCCCCGGGUUCCAUCUGCCGCCGCUGUCAUUGCAUUCGGCUCUCAGCAGCGGCCGGAAACCAUCCGACUUCAUAAGUGACCUCUCGAUGCACCACCACUUGAGUUCUCAUGCAGCAGCUGGAAUGUCUCUGGGGCUGCCAACCCUCAACAACAACAGCCCCAAUAGCGUUAACAACAACAAUAACAACAGCAAUAGUGGAUCAAACGGAGGAGACUCUUCGCCUCCCAGAAUCAAUGGAGACAAAUCUGGCAAUAGCGAUUAAUCGGCUUCUGAAAUUAUGACAAAUAAUUGUGAUUGUACUGUGUAAAUAUACUUAAAACGUUAAACAAAAAUAGUAGGAUUAAUAGCCUUCAUAACAUAAUCGAUUAGCUCCAUCAACCGUACUAGAGUAAAAUAAUUAGAACUGUAGAAAUUUUUCCCAAAUACAACAACAUUCCACGAUAAAUUGCUACAAAUUAGCUGUAGAUUUAUUCAAAUAAUUUACUUAAUUUUCAAUUUCGUUGAAGCAAUUAGAUCCCGAAUGUAUGUAGUUGGGUCGAGUCAUAAAUAUAGCUGAAAUUUAUUGCACAAGGAGUGAGUCAUGUUAUGUAAAUUAUUCACGGUUAUUUUGUAUCAACUCGUUUCAAAAUAUUUAAUUAAUCUUAAAAAUCAUAAAAAAACGUAAAUAAAACUGAUGAUUUUCGAUCUGAGAAAAAUAUCUUAACUGUAUAUAAAAAAAUAACUGCAAAUCAAAAAUGUAUAGUUAACGCAAUAAUAGAGGAACUUAGAGAUGCGCGACAUUCUCGAAAACACAUACGUUGUAGAAAUUGUACAAUUUGUUUUAAUUCCAAUAACAGCACCAUUAUUGACUGUAUUCAAUAUUAAUGAUAACAUUAUUCUAUUG
Messenger RNA from Uranotaenia lowii, 2819 nucleotides. RefSeq names its product diencephalon/mesencephalon homeobox protein 1-B-like. The transcript has 9 exons. Gene Ontology annotation, molecular function: DNA-binding transcription factor activity, RNA polymerase II-specific; RNA polymerase II transcription regulatory region sequence-specific DNA binding. The record is from RefSeq and is a predicted model, not a curated record. Bases 669 to 2198 code for a protein of 509 amino acids. Gene Ontology annotation, biological process: regulation of transcription by RNA polymerase II. NCBI's taxonomy places the organism in Eukaryota, Metazoa, Arthropoda, Insecta, Diptera, Culicidae.